This is a messenger RNA of Lactuca saligna, 783 nucleotides long. The record is from the annotation of a GenBank genome assembly. NCBI's taxonomy places the organism in Eukaryota, Viridiplantae, Streptophyta, Magnoliopsida, Asterales, Asteraceae.
AUGAAUGAUUAUGAGAAGAAUAGGCUUUUGAGGGUUCAAGAAAACCAAGCAAGACUAAAAGAUGUAGUAUUUAAAAGCAUUGCAUAUUCUUUGACAAGUUUGGUAGAAAGUCAAAAAUCAAAGAAAAAACAAGUGAAACCAUCAUAUACCGGUGCUAGAGAUUUAGACUAUAUUCCUGAUUUUGGUGAUAAUAAUGAUGCAGAUUACCACGAAGUUGCUAGAAGUAUUGAAGUAUCCAAAAAGCAAAAUCAUCCACAGUAUAUUGCACCAAUGUCCAUGAACAGAAUUGCUAAUUUAACAAGGCAACGUUGGGUGAUUGUUCCAAAUGUCUCUAAUAAGUAUCCAUUGGUUUCGAAUGUAACAAAAGAAAAACAAUCUAGAGCAAAAACUAGUAUGAGUGAAUUAAUCUUAAGGAAUAAAGGAUCGCAAAGAGGAAGGGAUGUAUUCAAACAAAAUGCAGAAAAGCAUAAUUGUAUCAAAAGCGGAGAAAAGAGACAAUUGGCUCUUAUUGAUGAGGAUGAGGAUGAUGAGAUAUCUCAAGAAGAUGAUGUUCAUCAAAAUGGUAACUAUGAAGACAUGGGCCAUUUGACAUAUGGAAAUAUUGAAAAUGAGAUCGAAGUUGAUGACAACGAUGACGAUUUGGGAAAUGAGGAUGAUGUACUUUUUGAAGAACAAUUAGAAGAGCCCCAAUUAGAAAAGGAAACAGAUGAGCAUGUAUAUCGUGAUACAGAUGAUGAUACGGCAAAUAAAAUUGAACAAAUGAAGAAGUGCGAACAUCUAUAA